Messenger RNA from Paramecium sonneborni, 2649 nucleotides. The record is from the annotation of a GenBank genome assembly. NCBI's taxonomy places the organism in Eukaryota, Ciliophora, Oligohymenophorea, Peniculida, Parameciidae.
AUGAUUAAUAUUUAAGAAUAAGACUUUUCAAGGGAAAUAUAAUUCAACAAUGAUAAUGAUGUUUUCCGUCCAUUUCGCCAUUCCCCUAUCACCAAAUAACUAGAUAUGUAUUAAUAAGAAAAAUCAGAUAUUCUUGAUAUAUCUGCUUCAAUGCAAGACUUUUCUAAUCAGCAGGUAGCGGAAGAAAGAAAAAAAUAAACCAGAAAAACUUCUUUUAAAAUAUUUGGUUUAUUGAAAGUAGACAAAUUGGUUUAAGUAUUUAAAGAACGACUUAUGAGGAAAGCUUAUGUAUACAAUAAUUAAAGUCGAUAAAUUACAGAAAAAUUUAUCAUAGAAAAAUAUUUACUUAAGUAACUUAUUUUUAAGUACCUAUAAAUAGAUAGCCUUUUAUUUUUAGCAAAUAUUUGCAUUUAAAAAAAUGCUAAAUAUCAGUAUUUGAUUAAAGCAGCAUGCUUAUUACAUUUUGGGAGUUAAUUCGUACUCUAUCACUUAUUUUGAUUUUAUGGAUUUAUCCAUUUGUAUGGAGUUUUGAAAUUGGUCAAGAAGAUAGUUUUUAAUUUGUAAUUCUUUAUACUUUAAUAUAUUUUUCAUUAGAUAUUUUGCUUAGAUUAAAUACAUAAAUAGCAAUUUAAGGGAACGUAAUUAAUGUGUUUAUAAAAAUAGAUAAUCAAUGAUCGAUUUUUAAUUUUGAAGUAAUAUUUUAAGAAUGAUUUAAUAUUGGAUUUUUUACUCAUAUUUUCAGUUAUAAUCCUUAGUACAUCUAUUCCUGAUAGUGAAGAUUAUGAAGAUGUUUUUAUUGCUACAAUAUUUUUAUGCUUAUGUUGUCUUGUAAGUUAUUCAAAAUUGAGUGAGUAAAUAGGAAAGUUGUAAUAAUAAACUCAUAUAAAUUAAAUAUAUAGAGAAUAUCUAAAUUUGAUUACAUUAUUAUUUUCUAUAAGUUUAUUUGCACAUUUAUUGGCUUGUAUCUGGCAUUUUGUUGGUUCUCAUAGUGGAUAAUCAUUAAGUUCAAGUUGGCUUAUUGAAAAGGGAAUUGAUUAAUAAACUAUACUAAUAAAAUAUUGUUAUUCUUAUUAUUGGGCAACAGUUACAAUGAUAACUGUUGGAUAUGGAGAUAUUACACCAUAAAAUUAUAUUGAGACAAUAAUUUGUAUAAUUUUAAUGUUCAUGGCUUGUGGUGUUUUUGCUUUUUCAAUAAAUAAAAUUGGAUCCAUUUUAUCUACAAUAAAUGAUCAAAAAUCACAAUUUAUGUAAUUUAAUUUUCUUUAUUAAUCUAAGAUUCAAUCUACAUGCGAUUACAAAAUAUAUGAGAUAACAUAAUAUUCCAUUAUCAUUGCAAGAUAGAGUAAGAAGUUAUCUUUAAUAUAUGUAAAGUGAAUCAAUAAAUUAGAAUAAUGAACAAGUAUUUAAUAUUAUAAUUUUUAGAUUGCUUCUAUUAAAAAUUAAUUAUCAGUAGAAUUAAAAAAUGAAUUAAUGUAUAUGGUAUUUAAACAUGUAAUUUAAAAUUGUAAGCUCCUUCUUAAUAAUUUUUCAGAAACUAGUUUGAAAGAAAUCUCAAAAAAAAUAAAACCUUAUAAAUAUUGUCCAGAUGAAAUAAUUUAUUCUUAAGAUAGUUUUUAAGAUAUUUCCUUAUAUUUUAUAGAUUAUGGCCAAAUUAAAUUAAUUGAAACAAAAUCAUAGACUUAAUUAACUAUUUUGAAUCCAGGAGAACAAUUUGGAGAAAUUGAAUUUUUUACUUAAGUAUCCAGAAAAUUGACUGCUGUUAGUAUUGGAUUUACAAAAGUUUAUAAAAUUAAUCGAUAAGAUUUUAUAAAUAGUCUUGAUAAGGAAGAUUUUGAAAAGUUUUAUGAAAUCAAAGAUAAACAAUUAUAAAAUUUAUCAAUAGAAGGAACUACUUGCCGUGCUUGUAAUUCAGAUAAUCAUUAAAUAAUGGAUUGUUCAUAUUUAUUUUAUAAACCAGAUAUUGAGAAAUUAAUUUUAAAUUAUAAUAGGGCUAAAAAUUUAAAUAGAAAGAGGUGCGUAAGAACUUAGCAUAAAACCAAUUCCCUUAAAGAUAUUAAAGUAAUAUAUGAGUUUUUAUUUAAGGGCAUACAAAAUUAGCAGAAACUAUAUUAUACACAUCAUUUUUUAGAAGAUAAAAAUGGUACAUAUGUUUCUGUAGAUUAAGAUGGGACUCAUCAUCAAUCAAUAACAUAAGAACAUAUUUAAAGCUUUGAUGCUCCUUCAUAAGAAAUAUCUAUGAAUUUAAAUUAAUAAUAGGAUAAUCUAUUUCCUCCAUCUUAAAUAAAAAUAUAAUAGUAAAAAUAGAAUGAAAAUACCAAAACUGUUUAAUUGGCUUUACAACCAAAUUAAAUUUAGACUUCUAUAAAGGAUAUAUAACUAAGAUCAAAUAAAUACGUGAGAGAAAAGUCUUAAAAAUCACCAACUCACUUUUUGCAGUAUACCUUAAAUAGCUCAAAUAAUGGAGCCUUAUAUUUUGAUAAAGUUUGUGAAUUUUAACAUUAUUUUCCAAACUUUAAUAGUUAAGAAGUAUUAUUAGAUUAUAACAAAAAUAAAAAACAAUUCAAAAGAACAAAUAAAAAAUAAAGAUGCAAUGACUUCAAGUAUUCUAUCAUUUAAGCAUCAGCUUAAAAAAGGAUUCUUUUGCAAUGA